Pantherophis guttatus is the source of this 1444-nucleotide messenger RNA. RefSeq names its product C-type lectin mannose-binding isoform-like. Lineage: Eukaryota; Metazoa; Chordata; Lepidosauria; Squamata; Colubridae. The record is from RefSeq and is a predicted model, not a curated record.
GCUGGAAGGAAGCCUGGAGUUGCCACUGAGAAGACUUGCUACCCAAGGAAGCAAAGGGACAGGGAAGGAAGGGGGACCAUGGGGCGAUUCAUCUUUGUGACCCUCGGCUUGCUGGUCGUGGCUUUCUCCAUACAUGGAGUCAAAGGCUGUUCUUGUCCUCGUGAUUGGCUCCCCAUGAAUGGGUUUUGCUACAAGGUCUUCGAGGAAAUAAAGAACUGGAACGAUGCAGAGAUGGCCUGCAGGAAACACAAGCCAGGCUGCCACCUCGCCUCCAUCCACAGCAUAGAUCAAGGAGUUGACUUGGCCGAGUACAUCACUGACUAUCUCACAAGGAAAACCCAUGUCUGGAUUGGACUGCGUGAUCCACGGAAACAACGCACCUGGGAGUGGUCAGACAGAUCCUCCAUCAACUACUUGUCCUGGAAUCCAGGAGAGCCCAACAACGACUUCAACAAAGAGCACUGUGUCCACCUCUGGAGCCCGGCAGGUUACAAGAAAUGGAACGAUACGCCCUGCGAGUCCUUGCAUCCUUUCCUCUGCCAGUGCAAAUUCUAGUGCAAAUGGCUCCUUUCCCUGCUCUGCGGUGAGCGAAGCACCUGGUUAUAAGAACUGGAACGACGAGAAUUGUGCAUCCACCCGUGCAUACCUCUGCCAGUGCAGAUUCUAGUGCAACUCCUUCUUCUCCUGCUCUGGAGUGGCAGAAGCGCCUGAUGAAGCCUGGAGAAGCAAGGAAGCCUUUCCAAAACUUCUGCUCUGCGUCCUUUCGCUUAAUGCUUGAUUUCUGUAGCUUGGAUCUGAUUUUGCUCAUCCUGAUGGGCCAGAAGUUCAAGUAAAUUCAGUCUUGGCAUGACUAGCUCCGUUUAUUUUUGUCAGCGAGAUCUUUACCAUGGGUUUUCCCUUUGAUGCAUGCUUACUAUCGGCUGCCAUAGUAAGGGGCGGGGGGGGUGGCAUUGCGGUUUGGGAAGUGAGCUAGUGUGAUGAAGGUCCAUGGGAACUAAAAGGGAGGUUUGCCCUCUGGAAUGACUGCGCUGUUGAGCGGAGUUCUUUACAGGCCAACCGUCCUAGAACUCCAGAUGGACGAAAAUACCUGAGGAUUUACUUCACAUGACACUAUACAGGACAUGGAUUGGACGUUCAGUCUGGGUCCCUGGGAGGAGGGAUUUGGGGAAACUUUCAACAUGUAACUCUCCUGCCUUUUGGCUCAGAUCUUGCUUUGCUGUUGCUGCUAUCAUUGUCACAUAUAAAUACCUGACCUCAUGCCCAGGCCAGGAGACAGGGGGCUGGUGAGAUCGAUCCCCAGGGUCCACCCUAACCCAUUGACCCCUCCUUACCUUAGCCCCGCCCCAGUGGUACUUAAGGUCCAACCAUGCGGUCCAGAGCCAGUUCCAGUACAGCACCUGUAAGGAAGAGACAUGUUAUGAAUAAAGACUUCUGAUUAAAUGAA